Molecule: messenger RNA, 2490 nt
Organism: Nymphaea colorata (pocket water lily)
Lineage: Eukaryota; Viridiplantae; Streptophyta; Magnoliopsida; Nymphaeales; Nymphaeaceae
Product: L-ascorbate oxidase homolog
Exons: 3
Coding region: 613-2286 (557 amino acids)
Molecular function (GO): copper ion binding; oxidoreductase activity
Source: RefSeq, a predicted model, not a curated record
CGAAGCAGCGCAUCAUCAAUCAUCGUCGUCAUGUCCAUCGCGCGCCAUCGUCGGAUGAGAAGUAGAGGGUUGGAGAAGUUUGACUGAGCGUUUCAUGGCUGGCCGUUCUCGUCGGAAAUGGACAACAGAGGAUGGCAAAUUAAAUAUUGGUUGAGAAAAUAAAUGAAGGGGCACGAUCCCGGUUGGCUUCUCCCUAGAGCCUGCGAUUUCAAAGUCCUAAAAAGUGAGCACAGGGGGGAACAGCGCAAUGGCGUCCCGCUAAUCCUAAAUCCAACAACAUAUACCGCGCGUGGGUAGGCGUAUCCCGUGAUAUUGUUUGUUUGAUCCUCUGGUGAUUGUUUAAUUUCAUGGAACGGAGCCUAUCACGACGAAGUGCUAGCUAGCGCCCGCUUAAUUUCCUCUAGCUCUUAACUUGUUCUCUCGGUUAAUUUCCAUCUAGUGCCGUGGUGACCCUCGUCCGCUGUGGGCACUCGUUAAUUUUUUCCGUCCCAUUGGGUCAGAAGUAAGGUUUCAGAAUCUUCUUGAGGAGGAAAGGAGAGGCCAACAAAUUAAUUAAUUAAUUGACUGAUUGAUUGAGACGAGGGCGAGUAUCGGAGCGAGGUAGUCAAACAAAUGGUGAAGAGAAUGGCGUGCUUGCCGGGAGCAUGGCUGAUGGCGUCGCUAGCGGUGCUGCUCUCUACGGCCAUCCAAGCUGAAAACCCCUAUCGCUACUUCACAUGGAACAUCACGUAUGGCACCAUCUCCCCACUGGGCGUCCCGCAGCAAGGCAUCCUCAUCAAUGGGCAGUUCCCGGGACCGAACAUCAACUCUACCACCAACGAUAACAUUGUGGUGAAUGUGUUCAACCACCUAGAUCAGCCCUUCCUGCUCUCCUGGAGCGGCAUCCAACAGAGGAGGAACUCCUGGCAGGAUGGCAUGCCUGGAACCAACUGCCCCAUUCCGCCCGGCCAAAACCUUACCUACCAUUUCCAAGUCAAGGACCAGAUUGGCAGCUAUUUCUAUUUCCCUUCAACCUAUAUGCACAAGGCUGCCGGCGCCUUCGGCGGCCUGCGGGUUAACAGCCGCCUCUAUAUCCCUGUCCCCUUCGAUGACCCCGCCGACGACUACACCGUGCUCAUCGGUGACUGGUACACCACCAACCAUGGGGUGCUAAGGAGGACGUUGGAGGUCGGUAAGCCCAUCGGGAAGCCCGAUGGAGUUCUCAUUAAUGGAAAGUCCGGCAAGACUGAAACCGAAAGCGUCGUGUUCGGCAUGGAAGCAGGGAAGACGUACCGAUACAGGAUCUGCAAUGUCGGCAUGAAAACGUCCCUCAAUGUCCGGGUGCAAGGCCACAGAAUGCAGCUCGUGGAGAUAGAAGGGUCGCACACGGUUCAGAACAUAUACGACUCGUUGGACGUGCAUCUGGGUCAAUGCUACUCCGUGCUCAUCACCGCCGACCAGAAGCCCGGCGACUACUUCAUGAUUGCUUCCACCAGGUUCACCAAGUACAUGCUGAACGCCACGGCGCUGAUCCGCUACGCGAACUCCGAAAAGCCGGCCCCGCAGGUGCUGCCACCGGCUCCGGUCGGCGUUGCUUGGUCGCUCAACCAAUUCCGCUCCUUCAGGUGGAACUUGACGGCAAGCGCGGCCAGGCCAAACCCCCAGGGCUCCUACCACUACGGCCAGAUCAACAUCACCCGCACCAUCAAGAUCCUUAACUCCGCUGGCAAGGACGCCAACGGGAAGCUCAGGUACGGCAUUAACGGCGUAUCCUACGUCAGGCCUACCACUCCAUUGAAGCUGGCCCAGUACUUUGGCGUGGGGGAGAAGGUAUACAACGAUACAGCCAUCGUGGACGAUCCCAGCGACGUCUCGCCUUCCGCUCCGCUGACCCUGCGCUCGGCCGUCUUGAAGGGCACGUACCGUGACUUUGUGGAGAUCGUCUUCGAAAACCACGAGCGCGGCAUCCAGUCGUGGCACUUGGACGGCUAUUCCUUCUUCCCCGUCGGGAUGGAAGGUGGGAGGUGGAGCCCUAAGAGCCGGAGCUUGUACAACAACCUUGAUGCGGUGAGCCGACACACGAUUCAGGUGUACCCCAUGUCAUGGACCGCCAUCUUGCUGACGCUGGACAACGCCGGCAUGUGGAACCUGAGGAGUGAGGCAUGGGACCGGCAAUACCUUGGGCAGCAGUUGUAUCUGAGCGUCGUCUCGCCAGCUCGCUCCCUUCGCGAUGAAAAUAACAUCCCUGAAAACGCCAGGCUUUGUGGCAUCGUCAAGCGCCUCCCCAUGCCCGCUCCUUACACUUGAGGAAAAGUCAACAGAAGGAGAAAAGGGGUCGACAAGAAGUUGGUGAAGAAGAAAAAGUACGAUCAAACCUGCCGCGCUCGAUGGUUCGGCUUGUAUUCGAGAAAACUACUCUAUAUGAGCUAGAUUGGCUAAAUCGGCUUGGACAAUAAAUUAAAUUAAGUAGUAUCUUCACCGACAUGCUUUUCGAUGACAUAGAGAGAGUGU